This is a messenger RNA of Linum trigynum, 324 nucleotides long. The record is from the annotation of a GenBank genome assembly. NCBI's taxonomy places the organism in Eukaryota, Viridiplantae, Streptophyta, Magnoliopsida, Malpighiales, Linaceae.
AUGAAGGCGUGGGCCGAUAUGUAUCGGUUGAGCUUGUGUGAUGUUUUGGUGACGAGCCCUUGGUCUACUUUUGGGUACAUAGCUCAGGGGAUUGGAGGGUUGGAGCCGUGGAUGUUGAACAUCCCGAAGCCUAAGAAUUGUGUGGCGCCUUUGGAACCGGCUUGUAGUCGGGCGGUUUCUUUGGAGCCCUGCUUCCAUUGUCCUCCUAGUUAUGAUAUGAAGGCCAAGGUUGUAGUUGAUCCUGAAGUCGGGCUUGGUCCUCCUGUAGUGCAUUGUGAAGAUGUGAGUUGGGGAUUAAAGCUUGUUAAUGAUCGGAAAAUUUGA